CUUCUAUUCAUUACAUCUUGACAAGCUUUGUUUGGCGCCAGAAUUUCUAUUAAUUCACUCGGCAAUACAUUUAUAAAACAUUUCUCUACCACCUGACGCACUCAUAACAACGACACCAUCUUUUAUAAAGACAUUUCCAAUAUCAGAUGACAUUGGCAUAACUGAAGAUACAUCCUCAUUAUUUAUCAUCUUUUUAAAGACCAAAAUGGAAAUAUUGUACAGAACAGAUAUAUAAGAUUGUUUCUCUAAAUCUAUGGCAGAAUUCCUCUGAUAUAUUUACUCUGAAAAGUAUUAUUAGCAAACCUUCUGGACAUCACUGGCUGGAGUGUCUACAAGAUGAGUCUUUGUUCAAACUAAACUUGGAUAAAUUUACUAAAGAACUUUGGGACAAAGGUGAUAAGGGACAGAAAUAGAGCAGUCGAAAUAUUUGGAAACAAAAUACUAUAGAAUCAAAAAGGUGAAAAAAGAUAUAUACUGUGAUUUUUGAAGAAAAAUAAUGGAAAAGAGUGAGAAAAUAAAGAAACUGAUUUUUCCAGAAAAUAGAGAAAAAGGGAGCCAAAAAUUGUCACAUGAGUGUGAUGUCUGUAAAAAGUCUUUCUCUCAAAAGAGCAGCUUGAAUACGCACAAACGUAUUCAUAGAGGAGAGAAGCCAUUUCAUUGUGACAUUUGUGAUAAAUCAUUCUCUCAGAGUUGUAACUUGAGUACACACAAACGUAUUCAUACAGGAGAGAAGCCAUUUCACUGUAAUGUCUGUAGUAGGUCAUUCUCUAACCACAAUGCUUUAAAUUCUCAUAUACGUGUUCAUACAGGGGAGAAGCCAUUUCACUGUGACACUUGUGGUAAAUCAUUCUCUAUAAAUGUUUCACUGACUAAACACAAACGUAUUCAUACUGGAGAGAAGCCAUAUCACUGUGAUGUCUGUGGUAAAUCAUUCACUCAAAAUGGUAAUUUAUCUAUACACAAGCAAAUUCAUACAGGAGAGAAGCCAUUUCACUGUGAUGUCUGUGGUACAUCAUUCUCUCAGCGGAGUUCUUUAGAUUCUCACAAGCGUUUUCAUACAGGAGAGAAGCCAUUUCACUGUGACAUCUGUGACAAAUCAUUCCGGGGAAAAGACAGCUUGACCAAACACCGACGUAUUCAUAUAGGAGAUAAGCCAUAUGACUGUGACAUUUGUGGUAUAUCAUUCCCUCAGAAAGGUAGCUUGACUUCACACAAACGUAUUCAUACUGGAGAAAAGCCGUUUCACUGUAAUGUCUGCAGUGCAUCAUUCUCUCAGCAAAGUGCCUUGGAGUCUCACAUACGUGUUCAUACAGGAGAGAAGCCAUUUCACUGUGACAUCUGUGGUAAAUCUUUCCCUCAAAGUAAUAACUUGACUAUACACCAACUUGUUCAUACAGGAGAGAAACCGUUUCACUGUGACACUUGUGGUAAAUCAUUCUCUCAAAAAAGUAACUUGACUAGGCACAUACGUGUUCAUACAGCAGAGAAGCCCUAUCACUGUGAUAUCUGUGGUAAAUCAUUCUCUCAAAGUAAUAUCAUGACUACACACAAACGUGUCCAUACAGGAUAGAAGCCAUAUCACUGUAAUAUCUGUGGUAAAUCAUUCUAUCAAAGUAGUACUUAAACUUCUCACAAACAUGUUCAUUCAAGAGAGACAUAUUCCUGUAAUAUCUGUGGUAAAUCAUUAACUUCUCCUGCCUUAACGUUUUUCUUAUUUUAUUUUACAAACAAAUCCUUUCUAAUGGUUUUAACUUGUGACCUCAGUUCAAAUUGUAAUUGACCAAUUGGAGAGACUACUCUACUUAGACUUGCUCCAUUGUGGACCAUAGGUGGCACCCUAGGCAGUAAUUUCUGUGAGUAAAUUUUCUACAGUAAUUGUCUACUUUUACUUGAGUUUACUCCAAUAGAAUAGGUACUGCCCUUUGAUAAUUAUGUUAGUAUUUUCCUUAUAUAUAGUUUCUUGAUAACUUCAUCAUCAUCGUUUAGCGUCCGCUUUCCAUGCUAUCAUGGGUUGGACGGUUCAACUGGGGUCUGGGAAGCCAGAAGGCUGCACCAG
This is a messenger RNA of Octopus sinensis (East Asian common octopus), 2056 nucleotides long. RefSeq names its product zinc finger protein 239-like. The transcript has 3 exons. NCBI's taxonomy places the organism in Eukaryota, Metazoa, Mollusca, Cephalopoda, Octopoda, Octopodidae. Gene Ontology annotation, biological process: central nervous system development; regulation of transcription by RNA polymerase II. Gene Ontology annotation, molecular function: DNA-binding transcription activator activity, RNA polymerase II-specific; RNA polymerase II cis-regulatory region sequence-specific DNA binding. The record is from RefSeq and is a predicted model, not a curated record. Bases 497 to 1570 code for a protein of 357 amino acids. Gene Ontology annotation, cellular component: nucleus.